AUGAAUUCGUCUAUAUUCAAAUUAAUUCAGAAUGUUUCUGCUGUGUCUAAAAGUUCGGCAAUACUAUCUUCUCAGUUCCAUACCUCGCCAGCGUUAUGCCGAGUUGUUUCAGGCAAAUAUAGGAUAACGAAGAAGAGAGACAAACCUCUUACAUAUGAAAUGGCGAAUCCACCACAUUACAUUGCGCACAGAAAAACAUGGAACUCCUGGAAUACUUCAAGUUUAAAGGAUGGCCUGCGAAGACCAGAAACAGCAUUAGAAGAUGAAUUUAUCAGAAGAUUUAUGAAUGGGACAUGGCAUGGUUUAGUCUGUAGUGAAAUUAUCAUAAAGAGGCAAUUUAAUCACAUUCGUGUUGCUGCUAUAAUUAGAAGAGCUGUGUCACCUACAAAAAUGUACUUCCUGCUUGGUUAUUCCGAAGAGCUAAUGGCAAAUUGGUUACAUUGUCCUGUUACACUUGAACUGCAAACAGUGGACAGCUUCAAGGAUGUCGUUUUUAAAUAUAUUUAA
This is a messenger RNA of Leptosia nina, 507 nucleotides long. NCBI's taxonomy places the organism in Eukaryota, Metazoa, Arthropoda, Insecta, Lepidoptera, Pieridae. The record is from the annotation of a GenBank genome assembly.